AUGAACAAACAAAAAGCGGCCGAGAAGGCUCUGCAUGAUCAGACGAACAUUCUCCCGUUGGGGCAACUGAUGAUCGUCUUCUCGAGCAUGGCCACCUCCUUAUUGAUCUGCUUUAUAGACCAGAAUGGUAUCAGCGUGACAUUACCCACAAUUGCGCGCGAUCUUGGAGCUGAGAAUACCAUUUCCUGGGCUGGAACUUCGUCUUUAAUCGCCAACACCGUGUUUACGGUGCUCUAUGGGCGAUUAUCGGAUAUUUUCGGUCGGAAAGUUAUUUAUAUCUCUGCUCUGGUUACCCUUUGCCUUGCAGAUUUGUGCUGUGGACUGGCUGUUAAUCCUACCAUGUUUUAUAUAUUUCGAGGCCUUGCUGGAAUGUCUGGUGGUGGCGUCACGUCUCUAACUAUGAUCAUUGUGUCUGAUGUGGUCACAUUAGAGCAGCGCGGAAAAUACCAAGGCUUUUUAGGCGCUGCUAUCGGCCUUGGAAAUGUGAUCGGUCCUUUUAUUGCCGCUGCUUUCAUUGAGAAGUCAACAUGGCGCGGGUAUUUCUGGCUUAUUUCUCCUCUGGCUGCUGUCUCUGCUGUCAUUGGAUUUAUCCUUAUACCCAAUAAUGCGCGCAAAGAUGGUCUCAUGGAGAACCUCGGCCGUAUUGACUGGUGGGGAGUGCUUUCUUCUUCGAUUGGAGUGAUCUUCUUAUUGAUUCCUAUUUCUGGAGGAGGAUCUUAUUUUGAAUGGAACUCCCCGAUGGUUAUCAGUAUGCUCGCUAUUGGAGGGUUUGCGAUGGUUUCGUUCAUAUUUAUUGAAUGGAAAGUGGCUAAAUUGCCAAUGCUGCCCACUAUAUUGAUUGAAGUCUUAGUUGCUUUCUUCAAGGACAAGGCGAAAGUUGCUAUUUUUUGCCAGAGCUUCUUUCUUGGAGCUGUGUAUCAAGCCUACCUCUACUAUUUGCCCCUUUAUUACCAAAAUGCGCGCGGCUGGUCUCCUAUCGUGUCAGCAGCAUUGACAGCUCCGAUGGUGGCAUGCCAGUCUAUCUCUUCUAUUUGCUCCGGACAGUACAUUUCUCGACUUCGUCGAUAUAUCGAAAUCAUCUGGAUGGGGUUUGGACUCUGGACCUUGGGCGCUGGGCUCAUGCUGCUUUUCGGUCCUCAUACUCAUCCAGCUGCAAUCGCUGUCAUUGUCGGUAUCGUCGGAGUGGGUGUCGGUUUCACAUUCCAGCCUACACUUGUUGCGCUACAGGCACACUGCACUAAAUCUCAGCGGGCCGUAUCGAUCUCGAACCGCAACUUCUUCCGCUGCAUGGGAGGUGCUGUUGGCCUUUCUGUUUCCGCUGCCCUCCUUCAAGCGUCUCUCCGCUCAAACCUGCCUAGCAGUCUUUCUUAUCUGGCGAAAUCCACAUACUCACUUCCCGAUAAGUCGAGUGUUUCUGCUGUUGAGUGGACGCAAAUUCUCCUUUCUUAUAGCAAGGCGUCACACUCGGUUUUUAUCCUGCAGGUUCCUCUUAUAGGUGUGUGCUUUCUCGCAUCUAUAUUCAUCGAGGAUCAUGGUCUUGAACGACCAAAAGAGCCCGAAGAGAUUGAAGAGGAGAGAAAGGCGGAGAAAGCUAAGUUGGAUGCUGAAACUGGGCUUCCUGAAUAUGAGAAUGGACAGUCUGAUGAGACUGCUGAAACACAUCUCUCAACGUCCACACUUGCAGACUCAUCUUCUUCGCCAUCUCGUGCUAGAUCAGAGCACUCGGCUGUCUGA
Molecule: messenger RNA, 1734 nt
Organism: Penicillium taxi
Lineage: Eukaryota; Fungi; Ascomycota; Eurotiomycetes; Eurotiales; Aspergillaceae
Product: putative MFS transporter
Exons: 3
Coding region: 1-1734 (577 amino acids)
Biological process (GO): transmembrane transport
Molecular function (GO): transmembrane transporter activity
Source: RefSeq, a predicted model, not a curated record